This is a messenger RNA of Gallus gallus (chicken), 5145 nucleotides long. It is a transcript of the gene MAPK15, whose product is annotated as mitogen-activated protein kinase 15. The transcript has 13 exons. The record is from RefSeq and is a predicted model, not a curated record. Gene Ontology annotation, cellular component: cytoplasm; nucleus. Gene Ontology annotation, molecular function: ATP binding; MAP kinase activity. Gene Ontology annotation, biological process: intracellular signal transduction; protein phosphorylation. Bases 280 to 2079 code for a protein of 599 amino acids. NCBI's taxonomy places the organism in Eukaryota, Metazoa, Chordata, Aves, Galliformes, Phasianidae.
GACGUCACAGCGCUCCCGCUGCCAUCGGCGCAGCUCCGCGAAGCUCUCAGCGCGGCGGGACGGACGGACGGACGGACGGAACGGGACCGGACCGGACGGGACGGGACGGGACGCGCUGCGGGAGCUGCAGAACUCCGAGAGCCGCCGACCCGCGGUGCGAAGCCCCCACGGCAGCCGCCCCUCAGCCACGCGACACAACUCGGACCCGGACCGACCGCCGGCCGGAAGUGUGAAGGCGUAAACAUCCGCCCGCCGUGCGACCGCUGCCGCCCUGUGCGCAUGCGCAGCCUCGGGCUGCUCGCGCACGCGCUGUGCGUCGCGUCCGUUUCCACAGCGACGGAGAUGAGCGCCAUGGGCGAACCGGAGGUUGACGCGGCCGUGGCGGAGAAGUUCGAAAUGAAGAGGCGUCUGGGAAAGGGGGCUUACGGCAUCGUAUGGAAAGCAAUUAAUCGCAGGACAGGAGAAAUUGUGGCAGUGAAAAAGAUUUUCGAUGCCUUCAGGAACAGAACAGAUGCUCAGAGAACAUUUCGUGAGAUUAUGUUCCUGCAGGAGUUUGGAGAGCAUCCAAAUAUCAUCAAGCUGCUUGAUGUUAUCCGAGCUCAGAACAACAAGGACAUCUAUCUCGUUUUUGAGUCUAUGGAGACAGAUUUACAUGCUGUGAUUAAGAAGGGGAAUUUACUGAAAGACAUCCACAAGUGUUACAUUCUCUAUCAACUCCUGAGAGCCACUAAAUUCAUCCAUUCAGGAAAUGUUAUUCACAGGGAUCAGAAGCCUUCAAAUAUCUUGCUGGAUGCAGACUGCUUUGUGAAGCUCUGUGAUUUUGGGCUGGCCCGUUCUUUGUGUCAGAUGGAUGAAGAACAAAGCAGCCCUGCCUUAACAGAGUACGUGGCCACACGCUGGUACCGAGCCCCUGAGAUCCUGCUUUCCUCCCGGAGCUACACUAAAGGGGUAGACAUGUGGAGCAUUGGCUGUAUUCUGGGUGAGUUGCUACUUGGAAAACCUCUUUUUCCUGGAACAUCAACCAUCAAUCAAAUAGAGCAGAUCUUGAGGGUCAUUCCUGCCCCAUCCUCAGAAGAUAUUAUGGUUAUGCAGUCAGACUACAGGGCCUCCAUUAUCGACCACAUGAGUUCCCGGCAACGAGUAACGUUGGAGGAGAUUUUACCAUCCUCUACUCCUUUGCCUGCCUUGGAUCUUCUGAAGAAGCUUUUAGUGUUUAACCCUGAUAAACGGCUGACAGCAGAGGAGGCCCUUCAGCAUCCGUAUGUGAAAAGGUUUCACUGCCCUGCCAGGGAGCCCUCUCUGGGUUACGAUGUGAUUCUUCCUUUAGGUGAUGGUACUCAGCUCUCUGUGGCAGAAUACCGAAACAAAUUAUAUGAGAUGAUCCUUGAAAACAAAGUAAACAGCCAGCCAAAGGAGCAAAUGCAGAGAGCAGACACUGAAUCAAGUCAGUCUCAACCCAGACCAUUCUUUCCACAUUGCAAUCCUGUGACUUUAACCACCAGGAAAAGCCACAGAGUGCCAACAGCACCUCUGCUGAAGCAGCCACACACAGAUGCUGGAAGUGCAGCCAAUGUCCAGGUAGAGGUAUUCAACCAGAACGAAGACUUCUCAACAUCUUUAUGUCAGAGAUCAAAGAUCACUGUGAUACACAACCCCAUAACACGCUCUGCUGCUCAAACAGGUAAUGCAAAUUCUGGUGCUGUGAUCAGGAACCAUUCUGCCCCACCUCCUCAGCAGGCAAAAACCGCCAGCAAUGGGAAGCAGAGGAGACAAAUUUCGUGGGCAAAUGCAAAUACUCAGCUGCUUCCUACAAGCGUACAGAACCUUUACAGUAAUCCACGAAAUACUCAAUUUCACAGCAAAGAUGUUCACCCCCUUCUGAAAUCCAGUAAGAAGAUGUUCCAUAUUACUGCCAAUGUGGGAGCUGCUGGCGAUCCGAAGGCAUCAAUGGGCAGUUACUCUCAGGCCUAUGGAACUAUAUGCAAAUCUGCACUGCAGAGCCUUCCCAUAUCAAAUUCCUCCCAGCAACACAAGGAGCCAAUAUGGAAGAGUUCAAACCAGGUCUCAUCAGCCCCCUAAUUAAGCUGGGAACAGCAAACAGGAGCUCAGUAUAAAAGGCACUGGAAGUUGUCCCAGCUGAGCAGAAAUUCACUGCUUGGAACAACGUACUAUUUUCCUCGGGACAACCAGCAGGGAACAGAAAUGAAUCCUUUUGCCUUCCAGUCUUCCCAGCUAUUUGCUCUCACACCAUGAGAGCUCUGUCCAUAUUCCUUAUUUUCAUUGCUGCAAAUGAUGUUGCAGUGUUCCCAUACUUGGCUGUCUUCAGACAUAUUCACAUUUCAUCAGUAGGGCCAGAGGUACUGCCUCAAUCCAGGCCUUUUUAGAACAGAACAAUGGACUGUCUGCUUCCUGAAGAUGAAGAAGGCUGAAUUCUUCACAGAUAAUCUUAAGGCCCUUCAUUUUAUAUCACACUAAUUUAUAUAUGGCUCUUUCAGGUCAAGCGAAUGAGCCUGAAUAAACAGAACCAGUGAUGGUUACUUUCAACACAAUCAAGUAGAAAAGCAUUUUAAGUAUGGGUGGGCUCUGCUAGAAUGCUUAAUGCUCUACCUGCCACGUAUUAAUAACGUAAACACUGCAAUAAUAAAUCUUCUGUGCUGCACGACAGAAGAAGUGCAUACUUAAUGGCUGUUUGCAGUCUGCUGAAGGGAGAAAUAUACAAGGGAUGUCCUAUUCAAUGUGUAAGAUGAUGGCAACUUCUUUCAGAAGGCAAGAGAUGCUAUUGGUGCAGCAUCAUGAAGCUGUCACCAGGCAGCAGUGGGACUACAGGGUCAUAUCCCAUCAUUCUCAUUGGUCCUUUACAUAUAGUCCAUUUUGAAACUUUUUCCUGGUCAAGUGCUGAUUCUUUACUCAUUCUUCUUCUUUAAUUUCUUUAGGUCUCUGUCCCCGAAAUUGUACUUCACUUGUGGUAAGUUAGCAUUAUUAGCUUUGGAACUAUGGUUAAAGAGGGAAUUCAGGCAUUAAACUGCAAAAUGUGAGUGCUGCUGCCAUUGAUAACUUGUCCAUUUUAUUUUUUAGUACCUGAACACCAAAGCCUAUGGUUAAACUAAAAAGAAAAUAGCACAUUUACUUUUGGUAGCCAGUCUGGUCACCUAAGUCUGGCAGGGGGUUAGAAAUGCAGCUCACAGGGAAAUCCUGUUUUAUCCUGGUAUAUUCAUAAAAUAGGCAUUUCCUGCCUAUCUCUGGAACAGCCGCUGUAGUAAGGGCAGUGAGAGAUCUGUAGGGAGCAUCCUACACAGUGUGCUGACACUUAUACUCUAAGCUGCAGUUCUCAUUCACUGCAGCAGGAGGCUGGUGCUUAUUUUAGGGUUGUGAGUCCACUGAAAGGGCAGCACCAACGUCCCGUAGGUCUUUUCCAGCCUUGGUGAUUCUAUGACUCUGUGAUCUAAUGCUCUCUGUGAACAAGGCUCAGGCUGAGAAGUGAUGGACUACAGCACCAACUCUGUAACAGUCUUAGAAUGGCUUUUGUCAUUACCAACUGAAUUAUUCAGCUCUAUGGAGAAAGACUUAGGAGUCCUGAUGGAUGAAAGCAGGACAUAGAAUGGCCUGGGUUGCAAAGGACCACAACACUCAUCCAGUUCCAACCCCCUGCUGUGUACAGGGUUGCCAACCAGCAGACCAGGCUGCCCAGAGCCACAGCCAGCCUGGCCUUCAAUGCCUGCAGGGAUGGGGCAUCCACAGCCUCCUUGGGCAACCUGUUCAGUGCGUCACCACCCUCUGGGGGAAAAACUUCCUCAUAAUAUCCAACCUAAACCUUCCCUGAUGAGCUGGCAGUGGGCACUUGUGGCCCAGAAGGCCAACUGCAUCCUGGGCUGCAUCAGCAGAAGGGUGGCAGUGGGGCAGGGAGGGGAUUGUCCCCCUCUGCUCUGCCUGUGUGAGGCCCCAUCUGGAGUGUUGCAUGCUGGCCUGGGGCCCCCAGCACAGGAAAAUGUGAGGCUGUGGGAGCACGGCCAGAGCAGCAUCUCUGCUAUGGAGAAAGCCUGAGGGAGCUGAAGGUCUGCAGCCCGGAGGAGAGAGGGCUCAGGGAAGACCUCACUGCAGCCUUCCAGUGCCUGAAGGGAGCUGAUGAACAGGAGGAGGACUGAUGUUUUACAUGUCCUGCAGGACAGGAGGAGAUUUAGAUUAGAUAUUAGGAGGAAAGUCAUUGCUCAGAGGUGGUGAGGCCCUGGCACUGCUGCCCAGGUAAGUGUGGGUGCCCCAUCCAUCCUUCAAGGUGCCCAAGGCCGUGGAUGGGGUCCUGAGCAGCCUGAGCUGCUGGGGGGCACCCAGCCCAUGGCAGGGGGUUGGAACUGACUGAUCUGUAAGUUUCCUUCUAACCUAAGCCAUUCUGUGACUAUGAUUCAUUCAGCAGUAUUUGCUUACAGCCCACAGCAGCUGCUAACCAACUCGGCACCAUAAGAGAUGAGCCCUUCUAGUUGUAGUCAGGAACACAUUUGUGCACUGAGCACAGCGUGCUGAGCAGGAUAAAAUCCCACCAACCCAAACAACUAUGGCAAAAUUCCAAAGUGCUGGAAAUAAUGCCAUUCCCAGCAUCUUACAGAACGACUGGAGCAGGUUUGUGAAAGGCUGGGAGGAAAGGAACUAUCUGAAUUACACAAACAGGGCUAGUGUAUAUCACAUAUAGUAUAUGUGUAUACAUACAUACACAAUAGGAUAUAAAACCGUGUAGAGAAUAGAGCAGCACCAAGCUCUGUCUGUACCAUCUGACAGAAGAGGUGUCUUCAGCACUGCAGUUCAUUGUGGGACUUCUCAGCCCGUGGAUCUGAUUCAGCCCUACAAUGAUGUAUGUGUACAGCACUGAUUUAUACAUCUGUACCUAUGUAGCCAAUUACAGCUUGUUUCUGAAAUAGAAUACAUUUGUAUAACACGGAAUAUUAAUAAGAAAGCCACUUCAGCCUUUUCUUUUUCCCAAUUUUGACUGUUUCUUCCCUAUUUAGCGAGAACCAUUGGUGAAGGGCGAAUGGUUGGACUGGAUGAUCCUGUGGGUCUUUUCCAACCUUAGCGAUUCUAUGAUUCUAUGAUUCUAUUUUUCCCCUGAAAUUUACUUCUAGGUUGAAUUUCUUAUAAUAAAAUGAUAAACAACCUUGA